AUGGGCGACAUCGGCGGCGGCAUCGUCGGAGGUCUCUGCGGCGCACUCUGCGCUGCGGUCGCACAAUCACUACAGUGGACCUUUUGCGCCACCUCCCAUAUCGGUUCCGACUUUUCCUGUUGCGACAAGUGCUGCCGCUGCCGCUGCUGCUACACUGAGGGUGCGCUGCCCGUCGAAGACUACCCCAACCCCAACUCGCUCGAACACGACCCCAACGGACAGGCGCGGCAGCUCGAAGACGUCACAAAGGACCGAGAGGCCGGCCACAUCGACGCGGCACAGCAACAGCAACAGCAACAGCCGCCGCCAGAGUACCGCCCCACCGAGCAGAUGCAGAUUGUCUCGCAGGCGCCUGCAGCAGCAGCACCGACGACGACGACGACAAUGUCGAACCCAGCCUCGACAGCCGCCGCCGCCGCUCCCAGCGCUCCCGCCACCUGA
Molecule: messenger RNA, 441 nt
Organism: Pseudozyma flocculosa PF-1
Lineage: Eukaryota; Fungi; Basidiomycota; Ustilaginomycetes; Ustilaginales; Ustilaginaceae
Exons: 2
Coding region: 1-441 (146 amino acids)
Source: RefSeq, a predicted model, not a curated record